AUGUCGAUACAUGUCGCUUCUGUAACAGCACCAGUUAAUAUAGCUACUUUAAAAUAUUGGGGAAAAAGAGAUAAACAAUUGAAUCUACCAACGAACUCAUCCAUCUCAGUUACUCUCUCUCAGGAUGACUUAAGAGCAUUAACAUCCGUUGCUGCCAGCCCAACAUUUACCGCUGAUAGAUUAUGGUUAAAUGGCAAAGAGGAAGCCACCGUAAGUAAUGAAAGAACACAAGCAUGUCUCUCUGAAUUACGUAAAUUAAGACAAGAAUUGGAAGGUAAAGACACGAAGCUACCGAAAUUGUCACAAUGGAACUUGCAUAUUGUUUCAGAGAAUAAUUUCCCAACUGCCGCUGGUUUGGCAUCCUCUGCCGCUGGUUUUGCAGCUUUGGUAGCCGCUAUUGCUAAGUUGUACAAAUUGGAACAAUCUAUGUCUGACUUGUCGAGGAUUGCAAGACAAGGUUCUGGUUCUGCUUGUAGAUCAUUAUUUGGUGGGUUUGUUGCAUGGGAAAUGGGAGAAAAGCAAGACGGAUCUGAUUCUCAAGCUGUACAAGUAUCCACUUUGGAUCAAUGGCCCAAUAUGAAGGCUGCCAUUCUUGUUGUUAGUCAAGCGAAGAAAGAUACGUCCUCUACCACGGGGAUGCAAUUGACCGUUAAGACGUCAGAUUUGUUCAAAGAACGUGUUGCUCAUGUAGUGCCCAAGAGAUUCAUUGAAAUGAAAGGUGCCAUUAAUGCUAAGGAUUUUGAGAAAUUUGCGGAAUUGACCAUGAAAGAUUCUAAUUCGUUCCAUGCUACUUGCUUGGAUUCAUUCCCGCCAAUAUUUUACAUGAAUGAUACUUCGAAGAAGAUCAUAAAAUUAUGUCAUUUAAUCAACGAAUUUUACAAGGAGACCAUUGUUGCUUACACAUUUGAUGCUGGUCCAAAUGCUGUUUUAUAUUAUUUAGAAGAAAACGAAGGCAAAUUAUUUGCUUUCGUUUAUCAUUUGUUUAAUAAAGUCGAAGGCUGGGAAAAGAAGUAUUCACAAGAUCAAUUGAAUCAAUUCAGUUCAUUAUUUGAAGACGACAUUGUUCCAAUAUUGAAAAACUCACUAGAUGAAGAAAUUUACAAGGGAAUUUCCAGAAUUAUUUUGACGAAAGUGGGUCCAGGUCCACAAUCUACUAAUGAAUGCCUUAUUGAGGAAUCUACUGGGCUACCUAAGAGCAUGUAA
Molecule: messenger RNA, 1203 nt
Organism: Naumovozyma castellii
Lineage: Eukaryota; Fungi; Ascomycota; Saccharomycetes; Saccharomycetales; Saccharomycetaceae
Gene: MVD1
Product: diphosphomevalonate decarboxylase MVD1
Exons: 1
Coding region: 1-1203 (400 amino acids)
Source: RefSeq, a predicted model, not a curated record